AUGCAAAUAAUUAUUGGGUUCAUGUGGCUUUCAUGUUCAGCCAUUACUGGCCGUCCGAUGAUGAAGUUUGAGAGUGGGUAUACUGUUGAGACGGUGUUUGAUGGAAGUAAGCUUGGGAUUGAGCCCUACUCUGUGGAAGUGUUGCCUAGUGGGGAGCUUCUUGUUCUGGACUCCGUUAACAGUAAUCUCUAUAAGAUCUCCUCCCCUCUGUCUCAAUGUAAGUGGCUUAAUGUGAUGGAAUGCUGCAGACAGCCGGCCAAAGUUGGUUGCUGGGUCUGCAGAAGGAUACUCUGGACAUAUAGAUGGAAGCCUAGAGAGGCAAGAAUGAACCAUCCAAAGGGGCUUACAGUGGAUGACAGAGGAAAUAUUUAUAUUGCUGAUACUACCAAUAUGGCAAUCAGGAAAAUAAGUGAUGCAGGAGUUACAACCAUUGCAGGAGGCAAAUGGGGUCGUGGAGGGGGGCAUGUGGAUGGUCCGAGUGAAGAUGCAAAGUUCUCAAAUGACUUUGAUGUGGUUUACAUUGGGAGUAGUUGCUCCCUUCUUGUCAUAGACAGAGGAAACAAGGCAAUCCGGGAGAUUCAACUGAACUUUGAUGACUGUGCUUACCAGUAUGGAAGCGGUUUCCCUCUAGGAGUUGUAGUGCUUCUAGCAGCUGGCUUCUUCGGUUACAUGCUGGCUUUGUUGCAACGUAGGGUUGGUGCCAUGGUGUCUCCCCCUGUUGAUGAGAUUCACGAGAGAAUGCUGAAACCAAAUAUUCCUCCAAGCCCAUAUCAGAAGAUAAUGAAACCUUCAGUGAGGCCACCACUAAUUCCUACUGAAGAAGAACAGGAAAAGCAAGAAGAAAGUUUCUUUGGCUCCCUUGGAAAGCUGCUUGCCACCACCGGUGCAUCUUUUUCUGAAAUAGUGGAGGAAUAG
Molecule: messenger RNA, 915 nt
Organism: Thlaspi arvense
Lineage: Eukaryota; Viridiplantae; Streptophyta; Magnoliopsida; Brassicales; Brassicaceae
Source: the annotation of a GenBank genome assembly